Messenger RNA from Punica granatum (pomegranate), 1011 nucleotides. The record is from RefSeq and is a predicted model, not a curated record. Lineage: Eukaryota; Viridiplantae; Streptophyta; Magnoliopsida; Myrtales; Lythraceae.
AUAAAUAGCACAAAUGCACUUGGCAUCCUUACCCUUCCAUAAUUUAGUACAAAGGAUGCUCUCUCCCCCCAUAUAAUUAAAUCUAUUUAGUGAAGGAUGGGGUCUGAUAAUCUCGUCAUCUGUUCCCUUGUUUUUCUCAAGUUGUUAAGCAUCAAUCGUGCAAGGUUGCCUCAAGAAGAGUAUUGGACUUCGAAGCUUCCUAGCACCCAAAUGCCUGAGUCCGUUCGAGACAUUUUACCUCCUGCUGGAGAGAUGCAUGCGACCGACGAGGCAUAUAAUGGCCGAGCUUAUGUCGUCUCAAAGCAUGAGUGCAGUGACAGAAUCGAUCCGUCUCUAUAUUUCCUUCGAAAGGACCUGCACGUUGGCAACACGAUGACCCUACAGUUUAUUGAGAAGACAAAUCCAGCAGUCUUCUUCCCCGGCCAGGUUGUGCGCUUGUUCCCUUUCUCGUCAGGAAGACUGGCCGAAAUCCUAAAUCGGUUUUUGGUGAAGAUCAGUUCUGCAGAGGCGGAUGAAAUAGAGAAGACACUUAAGAUAUGCGAAAUGGUGCCAGCCUUUGAUGAAGAGCAUAGGCAGUGCGUGACCUCACUGGAGUCGAUGAUCAAUUGCGCCACAACCCGGGUUGGGAAGGGUGCCAAAGCCGUCACGACGAGUGUGGACAAGGAUACUCAGUCCGUGAAAAGGAACUACACCAUAAAGAGAAUUUUGAGAUGCUCAGAGGGAACGGGAUGGCGGUGUGCCAUAAACUAAACUAUCCCUAUGCUGUAUACAAUGUCAUGCACACUCCGAGUCUCGGGCUCAUGUGUUCAAGGUUCCUUUUAAGAGUUCAGACGGGACCAAAGCGGAUGCACUUGCCGUGUGCCACUACUACUCAUAUAUGUGGGGAUCCUAUCUUAUCACGAUUAAUAAAAUGCUCAAAUUUAGGCCUGGAAUUGAUCAUGUAUGCCGUUUUCUAGGAAAAGAUACUAUUGUAUGGAAACCCAACAAUAGCAAAAAUUAAGGAUUUGUUUA